AUGGACGCCAUCUCAAGUUCUUCUCGUGUCGACCAGAAUGCAUCCCGUAUGUUCGACGCCCAGUACGACCGACCUCAAGAAGACGUCCGUAUGUCAAAGCCCCACAAAUCACAUCAACAUCACGCAUCACAUCGGGGGACGACGACUCGGUACAAGGAGAAGUUCCAGGCAAUGAGGGAAAGAUACGAGCAUGUCAAUGCGAAACGUGAAGCAUUCGGCCGUGAACUGGAGAUUGCGAGCGAGAAAGAGAGGCAGCUGCAGGCUGAGAACGAUUUACUGCUCGACACACUAGCAAUCGCAAUGGCGCCCCCGCAGAUGGAAUACAGGACGAGCCACUCUUCUUCUCACGCAGACAUCCAGCUCCCGCCGCGAGACGUUCAUUCGCCUGCGCCUGAGGGCCUAGCGUUACCUACGAAUGGACUGCGGGACUCCCACCAUGUGCCCCGGUCAAACGGCGUGCUAAACGGAUCGGCCCCGAAUGGCUCGUCCGCUGGACUAAUGGAAGUACGCGAACCAGCGGAGCUCAACUCGCACGAGGAGAAGCAGGAACGGCACUGA
Molecule: messenger RNA, 558 nt
Organism: Pleurotus ostreatus (oyster mushroom)
Lineage: Eukaryota; Fungi; Basidiomycota; Agaricomycetes; Agaricales; Pleurotaceae
Exons: 6
Coding region: 1-558 (185 amino acids)
Source: RefSeq, a predicted model, not a curated record